GGUGUGGCGGUGAUGGGAGCGGUGAGGUCGGGGUUGUUCUCGUUUCCCUGACGCUGCCUUCCACCGGGCGGGUUGGUUCAGUCCUGCGCACAGGCAGUCGCGAGGUCGGCCGCAGCGCCGGCAGGCGUGGGGCGGGGGGUGAGGAGCCGACCGCGGCGAUGAUGAAGGGGACGGUGGGCAGUCCGGUGGCUGCCGUCAUGCAGGAGAGUUUCGGCUGCGCCGUCGCCAACCGCUUCUACCAGCUCCUGGACGACGAGUCGGACCCCUUCGACAUCCUGUGUGAGGCCGAGCGCCGCCGGCAGCAGCGCAAGAAGCGCGACGAGGCGGCGGCCGCCAGGAGAGGCGGUCCCGGCGGCAGGACGGGCGGUGGCAACAAGGAGUCCCAGAAGGAGAGCAGGCAGCUCUGGAGUCCCCCUGCGUCCGCAGGACCGCCGCAGCCCGGCCAGAAGCGAGCACCUAAGCGGGGAGAACAGAAAGGAUUCAAUAACAGAGCAGCAGAGUUGAAACAAGACAAAACUGAGUGGGGACCAUCUUUCAGGCAGUACCACUCCUAUGAAGCAGAAGGACAAGUGGAAUUCACAGUGGAAAGACCAAUUGAAAGAUUAGACCUUGAGAAGCCAGUAAGAGGUCGUGGUAGAGGAAGAGGCGGAAUACGAGGUAGAGGAAGAGGUGGUGGAGUAAACAGAAGUUUCAAUGGCUUUGGCCAAAGAGGAAGACGGGAAUUUGAAAGACAGAGUGGGAAUGAGAAAAUUGGGAUGGAACAGACUGCUCCCGUGGAAGAGACAGCAGAAACAGCUGAGCAGCCAGGGACAUCUGAAGGAGAGCCUCUGAACAAAGUUUCUGAAGGAGAGCCAAUGGAAGAAGUAGUUCAAGAAAUGACAUUAGAUGAGUGGAAAAAUCUUCAGCAACAGAAGCGACCAAAGGCUGAAUUCAACAUCCGGAAGCCAGAAUCCAUUGUUCCUUCCAAAGCAGUGGUGAUUCACAAGUCAAAAUAUAGCAAUGAUUUGCAAAAAGAAGACUUUGAAGAUGAUUCUCACAUCUUUCGAAGAUCUGUGAAUGACAUAACAUCUCAGUUGGAUAUCAAUUUUGGGAGUCUUCCUUGCCCUGGCCGUGGAUCAAGAGGAGCACGAGGUGGUCGUGGUCGUGGCAGACAAGUUGAGGAGACAAGACCUCGACCACAAGUAGUGGUGCAGCUUGUUGCUCCAAAUCCUGAUGAUCCUGAGGAUUUUCCAGCUUUAGCUUGAAGAACUGUUGUGGAUGGUGGCAUCUCAAAAGUUUUCUUCGUGUAGCUAUGGAGACCAGUUUUAUACUGGUGUGGAUAAACAAAGUGUUCCUACUGGAAAAGUUGUUUGGGUGUUUAGUGUGGAAUGAUCAGCAGCCCUCUGCUAGGAGAGUUGGGUUCUGGAAAUAACCGGCAGACUGGGAUCACAGGUUCCAGUGUGUGCCUCUGUGAAAACUCUGUGAAGGCUUACACUACUUCACCACAAGGCAUCAAAUGAAGUUCAAGAGUAUAGUGUUUAAAAAUGUAUAUAUAGAGAUUAUAUAAAACUCUCCAUGUUGCCAUUGUGAAAAGGAAAAUAUACAACAUGAUCUGCAGUUGGGACUCUUAUUUCAUUGUACAUUUGAAAGCUGCGUUACCUAUUUCUUUGAGUGAAGUGUGUGUUUAACAUGGUCACAAAUUGCAGUUCUUCAGAGUCUGGCAAAUAAAGGAAAGUGCUUAUUGGUUUGGGUUUGAGGUACUAUUUUCACAAGUCAGAGUAGCAGAUUGAAGCUUUUGCUAUUUGGUUGUAGUCUAAAAAAAAACCCCAAAACCUAAACAGCAGACCUUACUUACCCAAAACAGUGAACAUCUCUCUAAACAGAAGUGAUUCUUCAAAAGUAAGGCAGCACUGAUACUUUUAAUUGAUAGCUAAUUCUAAGUCUUGCUUCAGUAACAAGUUAUAAUCUGCAACUACUUUGAAGAUAUUGAAGGUGAAAUGAAGUGCAGUAUAGUAAGAAUUUUGAAUUAAAAGACAGAGCUAAACUGCUGAAGAAGUUUUAAUUUUAGCAGGAGAAACUACACUGUUUUCAUGCCUUACCAAGAAGUUUUUGUGACAUUGGGGAUGAAGUGGGGUGCCCUUUCCUUGCAGCUUUAACCCACUUCCUCACUUGACCCUGCACAUUAACUUUUUCCCUGUCAAAGGGGACACUCAGAGCUGUUAUUGGGGAUUUGACAGAAACAAGGAAAUGGUGACUGAAGUCGUGAGGGAAAGAUAUGACAGGACAACCACACUGGAUGUUUUGGACGUAGCUGUCAGCCACACGGGAGUCUUUAAAUGCCUCUUCAACUUGAUCUUGUUCUUUCAAUUUGCUGGGAAAUCAGACAAAUAUAAAUCUUUCUUUUUUUCCUGUUCUCCACCUUGCUUUAUUUUGUAUCACUUCUAAGCAGUUUCCUUUGAGACCAAAUAGUGGAUGAGACUUGAAAAAAAUUUUUGCUUUCAAAUAAGCUCUAAGAGUACUCAGAAACUUAAAGUAACUCUUAUCUCAGUGGUAAGGCUUUAUGCAAGAACGAUAUAAUCAUCCUGGAAAGACUGCUGACUCUUUUCUAUAUGCUCCAAACAGGUAAUGCCCAAAGGAAUUUUCUUACAUUUCUAAAUUAUGUAUAUGACAGUUUGCUAUAACAUGAGAUUUUGGAUUCCACAAGAAGCUCCUUUUAGUGGCCUGGAGAUACUCUGACAACCUAUAGCAGAAAGAAUGUGCAAAAAACAAAGUGCUGGUGUUUGAGGCACCCAUGCUACUGCUUUUUGAACUGGAUUAAGUAACAUAAUGAGUCUUUCACUUUGUAGGAGCAAACUACUACUUGGAAUCAUUGCUGCUGCUUUUUUGAUAGGUCUUUGGGCAUUUCUGCCAAAAAUGGCAAUUUUGUGCUUGAGGAAUAGAAGUGAUUUUGUGUAUGGGGUUGGAAUUUUUUUGCUUGUUCUUUCCUUCCUGUUCCCCUUAUCCUAUUGGACAGGGAAAAAUGUGUCUGAAAUUUUAUUAAUGUGUUUGUUUGCAGGGGUGAGUGAAUGUAUAGGUAUGGAGAGCUUCUGUGUAAGCAUUACUUUUAUUUUCUGUUGUGUUUUGAAGGUGUAGCCUUUUAUUUACUAACACCUCUUUUUGCUAAGGAAAGUAGUUAUAUUUUUAAAAGCAACCCUUCCUCUUUCUACUAGAAAUUUGAAAUCUUGUGCUACGAGGCUGAAUCUGAUUAAUGCAGUUGGUUCCUUUCUGACUAGUCUCUGAAAAGGCUGAAAAGGUGGUUUUAUUUCAUAGUUUUGUUCUUGCUCCUGCACAGUUACUCUAUAUUCCUCUUAACUUUGAUCUCUUUUUCAAAACAAUGAUAAAGAAGUUAUCUGAAAAAUCCUUUAAAGCAUUCCCCAAAGUAUAUCUGUAUAAUCAGCAUUUCGUCAGCAGAUUGUUUAAAAACUCAUGAUUAAAAAAAAAUAGGCUGGUUUUAAGACUAUUUAAUAAAAAAUAAGAACAAACUGCAACCUACCCAACACUUUGUGAGAAUGAGGGUUAGUGCAGCUGGCACUCAUUAAACCAAAAGUGUGUUAGAGCAGCUAAGUGUGACAAUCUUCUUCAGUCUGUCAGACUUUAAUAUGGCUUAAGAGUUUAUCCAGUCAAUGCUAAUUAUAGAGAAGAAAUGUAAUUAUAAGUGGUGACAGUGAUCCAGUUUCUUUGCCUAGUUUUGAAAAGAGAACUUAUUAAAUCUUGGUCAUCUGCCAUAUUUAUGGUACCAAAGUAGCUGUUGUAUCUGUUAAGCAUGUCUGUGCUAACAGUCACUCCUGAUUUAGCUUUACUCCUACAUGUAAAGCAAAUGGUAACAGGUGUAAAUACAUACACAAACACUAGUAAAACAUGGCAGACAUCUUCGGAAGAGAUUAAAUUGUGUUGCAGGUCUUAAGUCAUGUUAUUCUUAAUUGUACAACUACACAAUACUAUGCUGCUACAAUUAUUGUAGUGAGUGGCCAAGGAAAAACUACUGCAUUUCAGCUUUGAGUUUUAGAUUAAUGUAGGUCACAAUAAGUUUGCAAAGAAAGGAACUUGCCUCUUUCUAUAGCUGUAAUUUAUAUAUGAUAGUGUUGAUACUGUGUGGUCCACUUGAGUCAUAUGUAGUACUAUGGUAUAGUAUUAGCAAGAGGACAUUACUAUGGAAGUGCCUUUAAAGGAAAGAGGAGAGGAAGGUCUGUGCUUGACAUAACUGAACAGCCUCAGAAGUAAAAAAACCCAGUUAGUUGAUAAAUAGGAGAGUUAGGCAAUUAAUCCCAUGAGAUGAGCUUUCACCUCUGGUUACACUUGUCGAUGUGGAAACAGUGGAGUAUGUGCAGUCUUUGGGCCCAAAACCAAAUUCAGUAGCCCUAGUACCACUAUGUCAGUAAGAUUAUUCUUGAAUAAUGCUAAAGCCUUUCUUUUUUUCCCUUCACAGCUGUCACAGGCACAUGUACAUACAUACACACAUCCCCAUAAAAAGAAAUAUAUAUAUCACACACAUACCCAGUGUUGGAAGUAACACUGACUCACUGUCACUGGAUCAACAAUUGAAUGUGAAAUGCAAUUAUCUUUGCAGAAAAAGUAUUUCAGUCACUGAAUAACUGGUGUGGAAUUAGGUCUUACAGUAAUGUGCUGAGCAAGUACUGAACUGUGUGUGCUUGGAAGGGAAAAACCUUCAGUCUUCAGAAGAAUUAACUGUUACACUUUGGCUGUAUUACUUAAUGUGGAAUACAUUAAAUCUUGAGCUGGGUUUUACUUGUCUGCAGACAAAUGCCUUUCUGAAGAUGUGAUGUAACAAAUGUUGCAGAUAGCAGGAUCUUCAGAGCAGCUUUAGAUACUGCGCCACAUUUAAUGGCAGCGUUAUGUUUGAGACAAACUAGUGCUUAAUAAAUUGAAUAAAGUUUUUGAUCUCCCUG
Messenger RNA from Apus apus (common swift), 4925 nucleotides. RefSeq names its product hyaluronan binding protein 4 (gene HABP4). Gene Ontology annotation, molecular function: RNA binding. The record is from RefSeq and is a predicted model, not a curated record. Gene Ontology annotation, cellular component: nucleus; cytoplasm. The coding region runs from base 159 to 1244 and encodes 361 amino acids. The transcript is spliced from 7 exons. Gene Ontology annotation, biological process: positive regulation of translational initiation; positive regulation of RNA splicing. Lineage: Eukaryota; Metazoa; Chordata; Aves; Apodiformes; Apodidae.